GUAAGGCGCUAGUUUCGGCAUAUGGCGGCUGGUGCUCCGAGUUCUCCAGCAGACGACAAUAAGUCAUGGCGUAGUGAGUUCGGACGCAUGAAUCGUACAGUGCCUUGAUGUGUGUGCGUCACUACCAUGACUUAUGACUUUUUCUUGUGGAACCAUUCGAAAGAGUGAAUAUUUGAAAAAUAUACCUGAUGUCUGCCUACUUAACUACUUAUUCCGUUCAGCUUUACGUCGGGGUCGGGGCGUUAAGCCUGCCGGUCGUCAGUUACAACGUUUUACGAGGUCUAAGGUUUCUGGAGCAAUCGCAGCCGCGAGGUGGGACCGGCCGAGUGGUAAUCCUCUAGUUCUCCCGCACAAGCACUGCGAGCAGGGCGCAGCUUUUCGCUAAUCCGGGGCGGUUCGAUCCUUGAUCAUGGAGAAAGAGAAACUUAAGGAUCCAGAGGAGGAGGAGGAGGAGGAGGAGGACGACGACGAGGAGGAGGAAGAGGAGGAAGAGGAGGAGGAGGAGGACGACGACGACGAAGUUGGCACGAUCAACAAAGCUGCCACCUUUCCAGAGAUGGAACGCACUCAAACUGGACGGAAAACGAGCAUCUUCAAGUACUACUCCUUUGAGGAGAAGGGAAAGGACGCAAUGUCGGGCUCGUCGAAGAGGCCAGGCCCCCUUAUCGGAGUAAUUGAUGUCGGCACGCGAACCGUACGCUUUGCGGUGUUCAAGGCGAAGCAGGUGACAGAGAUAGUCUCCCACCAGAUAGAUAUAGAAGAAAUCAACCCUCGCGAAGGAUGGGUGGAGCAAGAUCCGAGGGAGGUGUUGUUCGCGGUGAAGGCGUGCAUCAAGGACGUCGUGAAAAAGUUGGAGGCCCGCAGCCUGAAAGUGGAGGACAUCGUGACGAUCGGUAUCGCAAACCAGAGGGAAACGACUAUCGCGUGGGACGCGAACACUGGCGAGCCAUUAUAUAACGCGAUAGUAUGGUCCGACAUCAGGACCGUCUCGAUCGCCGAUCAGAUAAUCGCCAAGUUCCCGGAUCAAAGUAAGAACCAUAUAAAGCCACUAUGCGGUCUACCGGUCAGCAGUUAUUUCUCUGCGUUGAAAAUCCGCUGGAUGAAGGAGAAUGUCACCGCCGUUAGAAAAGCAAUAUGGGACCAGCGGUGCAAAGUGGGCACCAUGGACACCUGGAUCGUAUGGAAUUUAACCGGCGGCAAAGAUGGCGGAUUAUACAUCACCGACGUGACCAACGCCUCGAGGACCAUGCUGAUGAACAUAGAGACACUGUCGUGGGAUCCCACGUUGUGCAGGUACUUCGAUAUACCCAUGCCGAUGCUGCCAGAGAUCAGGAGCAGCUCCGAAAUUUACGGGACCAUAGCGAUCGAUCCGCUGAAGGGCAUCCCCAUAUCGGCUAUUUUAGGUAAUCAGCAAGCAGCGUUGGUUGGGCAAAACUGUUUGAAGAAAGGUCAAGCUAAGAACACUUACAGGAGCGGGUGUUUUUUGUUGUGUAAUACUGGAACAACGAGGGUGUAUUCUUCUCACGGAUUGGUCACGACUGUGGCGUACCAGUUCGGCCCGAAAAGUCCUGCGGUUUAUGCGUUGGAAGGGUCGGUUGCAGUGGCAGGGGCAGCCAUAAAAUGGUUGCGCGACAACAUGAAGAUUAUAAAGGAUGUCCGCGAGAGCGAAAAUAUGGCUGAAACCGUUUUCACCACCGGAGAUGUAUACUUCGUGCCCGCUUUUACGGGUUUAUACGCUCCAUAUUGGAGAAAAGAUGCUAGAGGAAUUAUUUGCGGUCUCACCGCGUUUACCACGAAGCAGCACAUAGUUAGAGCAUCGUUGGAAUCGGUCUGCUUCCAGACCAGAGAUAUUUUAGAAGCUAUGUACAAAGACUGCGGCUUUCCACCGACCAAGUUGCAUACGGACGGCAAAAUGACAACGAAUAACGUUCUUAUGCAAUUGCAAGCAGAUCUUUGUGGUACACCAGUAUUUAGGUCAACUAUGCCGGACAUCACUGCCUUAGGAGCGGCAAUGGCAGCGGGUAAUGCUGAGGGCAUUGGUGUCUGGGAACUAGAAUCAGCAGAGGGAGUUGAGACUGUACCAACGGAUACGUUCUUGCCGACCACGACACCAGAAGAGAGGGAUGCUAGAUACAAGAAAUGGAAGAUGGCAGUCGAAAGGAGUUUAGGAUGGGUUGAGAUUAAGAAAUCUGAAAGAAUGACAGAUGAGAGAUAUUGUGUUUUGGCGUCAAUCCCUGCGAGUUGGUUCUUGAUGACAAGCUUUGUCUUGUUACGAUUAAGUUAUUACGUAGAAAGUCGGUGACAGCACGUUCAGGUGAUCGAAGCUCAGGCUCUGUUAGAUGGCAGAUAGCCUACGUUUUCAUUGAAAGCGCAGAUAUCUGUGUAACUGGCAAGAAAAACUUAAUCAACGAUAGUAGUCCAAAAUACGGUUAACAAUUAUGCAAUUUCAAAAGAAAGAACUAGUACAAGAAACCGCUUCGUUGCGAUAGAAUCACUUAUACUUCCGGUCAAGCUUGGCAUGGAAGCACCAAGGUAGGAUAAAUUAAAAGAAAUGCAGAUUGACGAAGCGACUCUUCGACAAUUAAACUCAUUUCGAAUAAAAAUUGAAAAAAAAAACUAAAGUAUUAGGCACUGACAUGCACACAUAAUAAUUCAAAACUGGCACUGUAUUUUAUCAUCUCUUCAUUGCAAGAUAACGUGAUAUUUCGCAAAGCAUUAUUGUCGAUGUUCACUGUACAGGUGUAAGUUUUUACAAAUAAUUUUUUUACAUCUAUAAGUUUAUGGAAGUUAGGUCCUAUUAAAGUAUCGAUAAUGAGUGCGAUAUUUAUCUGAUUUUUACGUCCCCAUUUUCUUUUUGUAUUUCGACGUCUUUGUUACCUCGUAAAACAAUUUGUAUGUAUAUUACUUGAGAUCAUUGUAUUAUAACAGCGUACACAGAAAUACACGUUCGUCUUGUAACAACA
Megalopta genalis is the source of this 2963-nucleotide messenger RNA. RefSeq names its product glycerol kinase. Gene Ontology annotation, molecular function: glycerol kinase activity. NCBI's taxonomy places the organism in Eukaryota, Metazoa, Arthropoda, Insecta, Hymenoptera, Halictidae. Gene Ontology annotation, biological process: triglyceride metabolic process; phosphorylation; glycerol-3-phosphate biosynthetic process. The record is from RefSeq and is a predicted model, not a curated record. Gene Ontology annotation, cellular component: mitochondrion.